CAGAGCAACGAGAGAGGAGGCACAGGGUGUGAAGUCAGGCUCUCAGGGGCGAGAAGGAAGCUGUCCAAAGCCAGCUGGUCUGGCUUUGAAGUAAGAGAGUGAGAGAGAGAGAGAGAGAGAGAGAGAGAGAGAGAGCACUGGAUGUCAUACAGCACUGCGAGCUCCAUCAAUACCAGCAGGUUCUGUGAAGGCAUUUGUACGACCAGAGGAACAGGAGUGUCGAGGCAGUGAAUGCAGGAAGCAUUUGGGAAUAAGGAGAGAACAGAGAAGGAAGAGGCAGGCCGCUGGACACUUCUGAUCCCGUGCAAAGGAUUUGGUUGUCUUCAUUGCUGGAUCUUGGAGUGGUAAACUAGGACAGCCGAGAGGAGCGUGUACAAUGUGCUAGGAGAGCGAAAACGGACAAGUUUGGGUGUUUUAUUUCUGCUAUAGUGGAGUGUCAGAGUGAAAGGAGGAAAGUGAAAAUGGGGCGGAAGAAGAUACAGAUCACGCGGAUCAUGGACGAACGGAACAGACAGGUGACGUUUACGAAGAGGAAGUUUGGGUUAAUGAAGAAGGCUUAUGAACUGAGCGUUCUGUGUGACUGUGAGAUCGCUCUGAUCAUUUUUAACAGUUCGAACAAACUCUUUCAGUAUGCAAGCACUGACAUGGACAAAGUCCUACUGAAGUACACAGAGUACAACGAGCCACACGAGAGCAGGACCAACUCCGACAUCGUGGAGAAAUUAAGAAACAAAGGCCUUAGUGACUGUGCCAGUCCUGACCCCGAAGACUGUUUUGGGCACAGCCCCCUCGUGGACGACCGAUACAGCAAACUUAACGAAGAGACUGGUUUAAUGUACAAGCGCUGUGCUGCGCUAAACAAGAAAGAACACAGAGGCUGUGAUAGCCCGGACCCCGAUGCUUCAUAUGUCCUCACCCCCCACACAGAAGAAAAAUAUAAAAAAAUUAAUGAGGAGUUUGAUAAUAUGAUGAGAAAUCAUAAAAUCCCGUCUACUUUGCCGCAGCAGAACUUCUCCAUGCACGUGGCCGUGCCGGUGACAAACCCAAACGUCUUGUCCUACAGCAACCCCGGGAUCUCCCUAGGAAGCCAGGCCCCCGUAUCGCUAGCUGACAGCGGCAUGCUGUCUCCUCCCCAGGGGUCACUGCACAGGAACGUCGUGCCUCCAGGAGCCCCUCAGAGACCCCCCAGCACUGGCAGCGCAGGUAACGGCUAUGUGAACUCGCGUGGCUCUCCCGGCCUCAUGGGCAGCCCGAGCGGGAACGGGCUUGGCAAGGUUAUGCCCGCAAAGUCUCCGCCCCCUCCCGGGGGGAACCUGGGCAUGGGCAGCCGCAAGCCGGACCUGCAUGUGGUCAUCCCUCCGUCCAGCAAGGGCAUGAUGCCCCCACUGUCGGAGGAGGAGGAAAUGGAUUUGGUGAGUCUGGAAAGCGCUUGGAGAGAGAGAGAGAAUAAUGCCCAGAGGAUAAGCAGCUCCCAAUCGCAGCCGCUUGCCACCCCGGUGGUGUCAGUCACUACCCCCAGCCUGCCCCCUCAAGGCCUUGUCUACUCAGCCAUGCCUACUGCAUACAACACUGAUUACUCGCUGAGCAGUGCAGACCUGUCUGUCUUGCAGGGGUUCAGCUCCCCGGUGGGGCUGUCUCUCAACUCUGUCUCCUCCUGGCAGCACCACCACCUGGGACAGGCGACUCUCAGCUCACUGGCGUCUGGCAGCCACUUACCUCAGGGUUCCAACCUCUCCAUCAACACCAACCAGAACAUCAACAUCAAGUCUGAGCCCAUCUCACCCCCUCGGGACCGCGUCCCCCCGUCGGGCUUCGGGCCGCAGCCGCCCCCGUCGCGCCAGGACAUGGGCCGCUCACCUGCCGACAGCCUCAGCUCCUCCAGCAGCUCGUACGACGGCAGCGACCGUGAGGACCUGCGCACCGACUUCCAGCCGUCAAUGGGGCUGGGGAGGCCUCCUGCUGGCGGGGAGGACCGAGAGAGCCCCUCAGUGAAGCGCAUGCGCAUGGAGAACUGGGUGACAUAAAACCCAGGAGCUGUCCCGCUGCUCCAUACGCUGCUCACAGUCAAGAUGGGGAGGGGGGGAGGGGUUUCAGGGGCUUUAUCUUAUUUUAUAACUCGAGAGAGAGAGAGAGAGAGGGAGAGAGGGAGAGGGAGAGCCAAAGCCAGAGCGAGAGGGAGAUGGAGAGGGAGAGGGAGAGGGAGAAGGAGAGGGAGAGGGAAAAUGUCCUGACAUAUCUAAAUUAAUUUACACACACACACACACCAAAAAAUGCAGAGUAGAUGAAAUUAUACAUGGAGUGAUAUACAAAUGUUAUCAGGUACUUGGUGCAAAUUAAUCGUACAUUUGCAGAAGUCCCACAUUAAUUAAAAAAAAAACAAGUAAACAAAACAAGCUCGACCAUUGUAGUCACUGGUGCAGUCUGACACUUACCUGUUCUUGCUGUUUUUAUAUUAUUUCUAUCAGCUGUUUGCAAGAGAAACCAACACACAGGGAAGAAUAGGCACACCCACAAUCUGAUUGCUCUUGCUUGCUGAAACCAACAGUGGGGUCACCCUGCUAAAUUUGGUGCUGUCCCAAAAUUUGUUUUAGAAAGGAAAGUUAUACAUUUGGUAUUUUGUAGUAAUGCUUUGAGGUGUGGAGCUACCAAAAGGACUAGACGGGAUUGAGCAAUACUGUACAUAGAAGAUAAAGAGGAUUAGGAGGUUCAUUUCCCUAAAAGGAAUGGGUUUCCUCAGUUUGGAUAUAGCUGGUGUUGCCGUGUUUUGGGGAUGCAUGUGCAAAAGAAUAAAACGAAUACGUGCUUCAUCCAGUCAGAGAAAGAUGCACAAGGAAGCGGCAUGAGUCAAAUGAAUAUAUUAGCUUAGGAAAAUAAAGCAUUAAGAGAAAUAAUAUAUUGAGUUAUAAUUGGAAAUAGGGUUGAAAAAGAAGUUCAUACCUUAAAAUGAUAUUUAAAAAAAAAAUGAAAUAAUGAGACAUAUAUUUUUAUUAAAUGAGACCUACAGUGGUAGCUCCCAUUUGAAUUGAUAACAAUACAUACAUACAUACAUAUAUAUAUCUAUAUAUAUAAAUUGAAAUACUUCUAAACACUUUCAGCUAGGAAUUAUUUAUACAAGCCAAAGCUGUAUGUUGAUGUUUUUAUUUUCUAGGUAUGGGUUUUAAUUUGUUAUUUGGAACUUCUCUUUUUUUUCAUUUUCUUUUAAAGGAAAAACUAAAAAACUAAAUGCAAGCAAGACCUUGAAACGAAGACAAAAGCCAUGAGCACUCGCUGUUCUGUUUGUAAAUUUGAGCCAAACGUUUUUUUGUUUGUGUACAUAGCAACUUUAAUAUAUAUCACCUUUGGUGUAAGUACGUAUGUAUUGUACCUUCACCAGAAAAAAAAAAAAAAAAAGUCUAUUUUUGUGGAUUAGCGCCAAGUUGACAAGGCGACGUCCUUAUUAAGUAGAGUAUUCACUGGUUAAUAUUUACUAUUUUGUUAAAUAUGCUGUACUUUCUUCAAAUUUGAAUUCUUCUUCUUAUUGUUAAUAUCCAGAGUUUUCAGAGGGUAGUUUCUGGGUCGUUCUCCCUUUAAUGGUGGUGAAUGUGUGUCCUUUAAAAUUUGUAAAACAGUGCUGUAUGGUAAAGCUUCACUGUAUCUUUUUGUAAAGAAAAAAAAAUACAAAGCAAAAAGAAAAUCUGGUUCCAGUUCUAACUGUGGAAUUCUGUCGUGUGUGUGUGUGUGUAUAUAUAUAUGUGUGUGUAUAUAUAAUAUACACACACACACACACACACAGUCGCUGGAGCAUUGAGAUGAAGCUGCUGAACAAGCUGUCUACUUUAAAACCUUGAAUAAUCCUUUUAUUGAAAAAAAAAAACUUUUUUGUUUACAGUUUUAACUAUUUAAUUACAAUAUUUUACAUCUUUUGCUCCUGUCUUUUUAUAAAUAAAUAAAUAAAUAAUCAAGUCCCUUUUAAGGUGAUAAAGUAGCAGCAACUUCAGUAGCAAAAAAAUUAAAAAGAAAUGUGAAUUCAUUUCUGGAUUUCGCAUGCACCUGUACAUGAGGUUUGCUGUACAACUUUUUGAAGGAGUUUCCCCUUUGCAUUUGCUGUCUAUUUCCUUGUGUGCCUUUUUCAAGAUCCAUAGGCAUCGCUCCUCCCAGCCACUGAACGUGACUCUAAACUAAUAAUCUAUGCAGUGUCUGGAUAGUGCACUAAAGACCAUCCAUUUCCCAAACAAUUACACUGUAGUGUAGAAGAACACACACUGCUAAUCAUCACAUCAAGGACACCCUCACACACACAGCACUGUAGUGUAGAACACACACCUCUAAUCAUCACAUCAAGGACACCCUCACACACACAGCACUGUAGUGUAGAACACACACCUCUAAUCAUCACAUCAAGGACACCCUCACACACACAGCACUGUAGUGUAGAACACACACCUCUAAUCAUCACAUCAAGGACACCCUCACACACACAGCACUGUAGUGUAGAACACACACCUCUAAUCAUCACAUCAAGGACACCCUCACACACACAGCACUGUAGUGUAGAACACACACCUCUAAUCAUCACAUCAAGGACACCCUCACACACACAGCACUGUAGUGUAGAACACACACCUCUAAUCAUCACAUCAAGGACACCCUCACACACACAGCACUGUAGUGUAGAACACACACUGCUAAUCAUCACAUCAAGGACACCCUCACACACACAUCACAUCAUUCCAAGUUUACUCAGUUCUUAGUGAAUUGAUAUUAUGACUGUUAACACUGAAGUGCUCACCAGUGUUUAUUGGACUGGGAUGCCCGCAGAUGUAGUUUUGAACUGCAAUCGAUGUCAGCCACUGCACCAGUUAAGCACAAGAAACACUAACCUAUGGCAUACCUUGCAAAAUCGUUUCAAGGGCUUUCUGAAUGGGUUUGCUGGAAAGCUGUGUUUUAGCCAUUUCGUUUGCCCUCUAUUAUCCCUUUGGCAGCCUAAACACAUGUACAGUAUAGCCUCUUGAAAUAUGCAGUGCCCCAGUAAUACUGUUCUUUAUAGUCCUUCAAGCUGCAGAGCUCUGCUUGUUACUGCAGCUUCAAUUAAAGCUGACUGUUGCUCAGGAUUGUGGAACUGCCUUUAAUUUCAUGCAGUUCCACCAGCAAACUGUCCUCAGCUUAUACAGCACUCAAGCUUAUGCCAGACCUCACUGUUGGAACAUAUGUACAGUUAGCAUUUAAAAAAAGAGAAAACCCAUCUAUGAUACAAGCUUCAAAAACAGCAACUGAAUUGCAAUAAGGGUUUCUAAUGGACAAGGCAGCCCCUGUUAAAGCCAGUUUUUAGAUAUAUUGUAAUAGUGACCUAUUUACUCAAGGAUCUGAUAAGUGCACAGAAUACAGGUAGCUCUCCCCCUUCCCUUCUUACUGUGUUGUGUGCACACAAGAAAUACAUAGUAAAUAUAAAGAAAUAUAUUGAGAUAUAUAACUAAAGCUCCUUGGGUCUGGAUGCUAUUUAUGGAAAAAUAAAAAGUGCAUAAAACAAUGAAUGUGAAAGAAAGGGAUUUGAAAAAAAGAGCCGUUUGUAGAAAACUUUCUUCACUUUGCUGUGCAAGAGUACACUGCUUUGCUUCUGGGUUUUUUCAAACAGAACUGUGUAUUUGGUAAUUGUUUGUAGUUAAUAGUUCACUCAGAAAGCUGUUUGCGGUUUGAAGGUUCAGACCGUUUGGCGGCACAAGCUGGACUUUGUUGCCAUGGAGAUGAAACAAGACGUUUCAGAAUCAAGAGAGAAUAUUAAGUUAACCUGCGUUUUAUUUUCCCUGAAUGUGUUGUUUUAUCUUCAUUAUACAAUAAAUAUUCUAGUGAACUUUUUAUCGAAUGACUUAAGAUAUUAUGCUAGAGAUUGUUGUACAAAUUUGUAUCCUGCAUUCACUAAGUAAAGAUAUUGGCUUUUAUUGUGUA
This is a messenger RNA of Acipenser ruthenus (sterlet), 5922 nucleotides long. Its product is annotated as myocyte-specific enhancer factor 2A-like. NCBI's taxonomy places the organism in Eukaryota, Metazoa, Chordata, Actinopteri, Acipenseriformes, Acipenseridae. The coding region runs from base 462 to 2024 and encodes 520 amino acids. The record is from RefSeq and is a predicted model, not a curated record. Gene Ontology annotation, molecular function: histone deacetylase binding; protein dimerization activity; RNA polymerase II cis-regulatory region sequence-specific DNA binding. The transcript is spliced from 12 exons. Gene Ontology annotation, biological process: heart development; cell differentiation; positive regulation of transcription by RNA polymerase II.